This is a messenger RNA of Macadamia integrifolia, 1833 nucleotides long. Its product is annotated as polyadenylate-binding protein-interacting protein 8-like. NCBI's taxonomy places the organism in Eukaryota, Viridiplantae, Streptophyta, Magnoliopsida, Proteales, Proteaceae. Bases 373 to 1329 code for a protein of 318 amino acids. Gene Ontology annotation, molecular function: RNA binding. The record is from RefSeq and is a predicted model, not a curated record. The transcript is spliced from 10 exons.
UUUCAACUCUGAUAAAGGGAAGAGAGAGAAUCAGAGAACCCAUUUGGUGACUAGUGUGUAGAGAAAGAAGAACGAAACCCGGAAAAGGAAAUCCAUUUUUCUUUCCUGUAUCAGUAAUUAUCAAAAAAAGCAUUCUAAAUUGGAUUUGUUUCCUUACUUUGCUUACCUCUUCCGUUUCUGUGGCACUCUAUUAUGAUGGAAUGUUAUUUAUAGAUUGCAGAAAAGGGAGAAAGAGACCCUUAUUGUGAAGAAAGAAAAAUCUAAUUUUGUUUGGAGAUACAGAAGAUUGAGAGAGGUUAGGUAGAGAGUGACAGAUAAAUUGUAUUUAUUUUGUUGGGUUUUUGUAAAUUGUUCUUGUUGGGUUUAAUUUUCAUGGCUGCUGUUGCGGAGAAUGCGAUCGGUUCGGAUGAUCAGUUCAUCCAUCGUCGCCCUUCUCCAACUACUACUGCUGUUCAUUCUGCUGGUGAUGUUACCCCAGUUUCUUCUACUCCGAACUCUGAUUCCAAAUCUGAGUUUCAGAGCGAUGUGCGCAAGCUGGUUGAUUUGCUCUCCAAAUUGAAUCCGUCGGCGAAGGAGUUUUUCCCAUCUUCUUAUUCGCCCGAUCGUCAAUCACAGUCACAGUCUCCGCCAAGUUUUUUUAAUGGGGCUAAUAAGGACUUGGCAAACAACGGGUCUGCAAUUUAUCGAAGGAAGAGGAAUAAUUUCAAUCAGGGAAGGAGGAGGUUGAAUGGGAGAGCCCUUAGAGCUCAAAGAGAAGAUAGCAUUAGGCGAACUGUAUAUGUUUCUGACAUCGAUCAGCAUGUCACUGAAGAGCGGCUUGCUGCAUUGUUCAUUAACUGUGGACAAGUAGUUGAUUGUCGUGUUUGUGGUGAUCCUCAUUCAGUUCUUCGGUUUGCAUUUAUAGAGUUUGCUGAUGAGCAAGGUGCAAGAGCAGCUCUCAACCUUGGUGGGACCAUGCUGGGUUACUAUCCCGUCAGAGUUUUACCUUCAAAAACUGCUAUCUUGCCUGUGAACCCUACAUUCCUUCCCAGGUCUGAAGAUGAACGGGAGAUGUGUGCUAGGACAAUCUAUUGUACAAAUAUUGAUAAGAAGGUUACUCAAAAUGAUGUAAAAGUUUUCUUUGAAACAAUCUGUGGUGAGGUUUCUCGCCUGAGGCUCUUGGGAGAUAAUGUGCAUUCAACGCGUAUAGCAUUUGUCGAGUUUGCCAUGGCAGAAAGCGCCAUUAUUGCACUGAACUGCAGUGGGAUGAUAUUGGGAAGCCUUCCGGUUAGGGUAAGCCCUUCCAAAACACCAGUGAGGCCUCGAGUUCCGCGCAUAACCGUGCACUGACUAGUCUAAGAACCAUGAAGCGAUGUCAUUGGUUUUUGUUCCCUGUUGAGAGAAACCAUGUUGUGUUGAAGGGGUGGUGAAACUUUGUAGUUUCAGUAUGUAACCAUCUUUUCGUGGCAACAUUUUCUUCAUCUGAACGUUGGUGGCCUGAUCUUCAGGCUUUCAUAGAAUCGGCUCAUUCAUAGCUUUAUUUACCUUAUGGGUGUUUUUUCCUGUCAUUACUAGCAAACAGUAAGCAACAAAACUAGCUUGCUGAUACAUCUGUGUAGGUUCAAGUUCAAGCACCAUUGCAUAUAAAUCCAAUGGUGUAAUGUUGGUUUUGACAAAUAUCAAAUGCAUUCUCACCCACCCAUACACCAUUGUCCAUUGCUGAUUGUGAUGCUGUGGUAGAUGAACAUGCACUGGCAUGGUUAUGUAGGAAAAGGUUCUAAUGUUCUGUAACAAUGCCUUAAAACUUUUCUUGCACUAAUUGUUAUGCAUGGAUGGAACUGUUUUAAGUGUCAA